Messenger RNA from Parnassius mnemosyne (clouded apollo), 909 nucleotides. NCBI's taxonomy places the organism in Eukaryota, Metazoa, Arthropoda, Insecta, Lepidoptera, Papilionidae. The record is from the annotation of a GenBank genome assembly.
AUGAGGACGCUGGCGAUCACGAUAUGUUUGGUGUUUGCACUUGCAGCUACGAUAGCCGUACCUAUUAAAGAUGUCGGUAACGACCCUAAAUCAACCAGGGAGAAGCGCUCACCGAGCGGCUGGCAUUCAGAACCGGAAGGAGUUUGGAAGAAAAAGCUUGUCUGGAAGGAAGAGUGGAAACAAAUUUGGAAAACUGAAAAGAAAUUAAUUUGGAAAACAGAAUGGAAAAAAGAAAAGGUGCCUGCUUGGAAGACGGAGCAGAUACAACAAUGGAAAGAAGAACAAGUACCAGAUUGGAAAAUAGUACAAAAGCCGAUUUGGAAGGAAGUUCAAGUACCCAUUUGGAAAGAAGUCCAAGUACCUGAUUGGAAAAAAAUAUGGAAACCAGUCUGGAAAGAAAUAGAAGUCCCGAUUACAAAAGAUGUUCAGGUGCCCGAAUGGAAACAGACAUAUGUGCCUGAGUGGGUUAAAGAAGGCAUUCCUGGUGAAAAGUUUUUGGGUAAAGAUGACCAUGGUUGGGAAUAUACCAGCCACGACUUGUGGAGGAAAAAGAUGAUUUGGAAACCAGUAUGGAAAAAAAUUUGGAAAACAGUACAAAAACAAGAAUGGGUUAAGGACAAAAAGCUGGAAUGGAAAGAGGAAUGGAAACAAAUUUGGAGAACUGAAAAGAAACAAGAAUGGGUUACAGAGAAGAAACAAGAAUGGGUUGAGGAAAAGGUUCAAGUAUGGAAAACAAUUAAAAAAGAAAUAUGGGUACCCGUACAAAAGAAAAUCUGGGUAGAAAAAUGGAAACAAAUUCAAGUACCUGUUUGGAAAACGAUUGAGGUGCCAGCAUGGAAAAAAGUGUGGAAACCAGUUUGGGAGAAGGUUUGGGUACCAAUCCACCAUGAACAUCACGGAUGGGAUUAA